This is a messenger RNA of Selaginella moellendorffii, 1026 nucleotides long. RefSeq lists its product as uncharacterized. NCBI's taxonomy places the organism in Eukaryota, Viridiplantae, Streptophyta, Lycopodiopsida, Selaginellales, Selaginellaceae. The record is from RefSeq and is a predicted model, not a curated record. The transcript has 11 exons. Bases 107 to 946 code for a protein of 279 amino acids.
AUAUCUUCCAGAGAGGCUCUUGUUCGUGCGGUGAUUACUGGUAGAAAGAGACCCAAGCUGCGGUUUUUAUCAACUCAUAAGCCCGAAGGAUUCUCGUUCCAAAAGGAUGGAUGCAUUGGCGACAAGGAUAGCGCCUAGAAUGCACUUAACGAGCAGCGUAUCAUUUUACGGUACAAAGACCGAGCUUAAUUCUCGAGCGCUUGUGAGAAUUCCCCGGAGGAAGAGCUGGGUUGUGUUGGUUUCCGGCAAACAACGAGGAUUUCCAGAGCAAGGUAAGUCACGCAGAGCAAAGGCUGUUGUGGAAGAGCCACCGAGGAAAAACUGGUCGCCGACGAUUCCAAAUCCUCCUGCUGGUUUUAUCCUCAACGACGCUGGAGAAGUUGUACUUGUAGCUCCUGCAAACAAGCGUGUCGUGGAUAUGAUCGAUCCGGAGACAGGGAGAUCGCUCGAGUGUUCAGUGCGAAGAGCAUUUUUGAGCUCCAGCGGACUCCAGUGUUUGCUUUUGUCGCCUCUUGAUACUCCUUUGCAAAUCCUCAAGUAUGACGAGGAGAAUGAGGCCUUGAGAGAGAUAAGCGAUGACGAACUAGAAGAGCUAAUUCCAACCGCGGAGUACGCUCUUGCGAAGAAGAGGCUACAUUUUGUGUUUAGCGGAUACUGCCUCACUGCUCGAGGAUGUUUUUGUUUCACUGACAACGAUGUUUUGGAGCUUGAAACUGGUACAGACGGAUCCAUCACUGAGGGAGUAGAAAUCACAAGCUUUCAAGUGGGAAUCAGCGAGUUUGUGGUCUUCACUCCAUUCGACCCUCUUCUCUUUGUUGCGUGCAAGCAGGACGAGAGUACGGGAGCAUUGACAGUGGCCGACGAGGACUUGAUGAACGAUCUCGGCGUCGUAAAUGCGAUGAAAGAUGAGGCAGAGUUCCAACAAUUCGUGGAAGGAGGAGGAUAAAGAACUCACGCAAGAACACUCUCGACUAUUCUUUCCAAGCUUUCUUAAUUAAAUCAAACCUCCAACGUAUAUUUCCAGAA